GCCCUGCUCUCUUCAGAAAAUCGCGGUUACGGGCUUUACUUUUCAGUUCACCGCCGGUCGUAGUGUUACAUGCGAAGUAAUAGAAGUUGUGAUCGCGUAAGAGUUUUAGUGGUUCCAGUGAAUAGCCGAGAACUCAAGAAAUUAAUUGUCGCGUGUGGACCACUGAGUAAGUUAAUGACGCUGGAACGAAGUACAGCAACGAUGUCAACCAGAAUCGCCGAGAGGGUCAACGGUUUAGUCAUUUCCAGUAUUGAAUCAUUAGCACGUAUCUCUCUUGGUCAAACUGUUCUCAAAUUGAUUGAUCGUAUUUUGUGGGUGGUUGAAAAAUCUGCACAAUGGAGUCUUCCAAUCCAGGAAACAGCAGCAGACGAAAAUGGAAAGUCCUUCGGAGAGAUUCGACUUGUCAGGCCGCUUCCAUGGAUACUCUUCUUCCCAGCACUAAUUAUGUUACGAAUCUUGAAGGUUGGAGUCAACAUUGGAGCUUUCUUAAUAGGAUAUCCGCCAAUUCAGCCUAGUGAAGUGGUAAAAUUCGUGCAGAAGCGUAGGAGGCAGUUGAGGACAAUAAAGAACAACGGUUUGAAGAGCAUGCGUGCCCGAAGAGUUACGUCUAAGGACAAGGGGUUGGCAAAGAACGAGGCCAGGGAGACGAUAAUAAGGUCGAUCCAGCUCACCCUCUCGAGUCUUUCUUGUCUGGAUAAAUCUAGGAGUUCACCGUCGCCGCCUCCAGAAAGGAUCCGGAUCUUCAACAAUUUUGAUACCCCUACAGCACCAUCCGAGGAAAAAUCUACUACAGAGUCUACUACCAGUCCUCAUCGUUCUGAUUCAAAACGCAAGUUUGGUGAAGUCACAGCUUCUACUGAUGAUGAUUCCAGCCAAUCUGAGGAAGAGACUCUUAUUUCUAAAGUCAAUCGUUUAGCUUCUGAGGACAGCAACGAUGAUCCCGAUUUUCUUCCCGAUGGUUACUGUUCGUCUGAUGGCACAACCGAGACAAGCUUGGAUGAUGAGGUUUCACUAACUGAAGCAAAGGAACUUGCUGAUGAAGCAGGUAACGAUCUAUCAAAGUUGAUGAAGUCUUCUGAAGAUUAUAAGAAGAGGACAACUUCAGAACCAGUUCAGAAAGCAAAUCCAAUCCUAGCCCACGAAAAUUCUGGCGAAAGACUCGGGGUUGAAAUCUCCGAGGGACAAGACAAUUUUUAUUCACCGAACAGUUUCGGGACUGAAGGGGAUCUGGCCUUUUAUUCUCCAAUCAGCUCGAAGAGCGUCUCUCCAGAACGAUCAGAGUCCCCCAUUAAACCUCAACUCAAAGGAACCAAUGCGAAAUCUAGCGACUUUGGCAACGGCGAAGUGAAGGUGAAAGCAGGGCCCGUUUCGUCUGAGAACGAUAUCUCAAGGGUUUCCAGGAAAGAUGUCACUAAUGGGCACGUCGAAGGAAAGAAAUCAGCAAACAGUGGCAAAUCCAAUCACAAACACCGACGUACUAACCAUGGUAAUCGCAAAAAAAAGUAAUCAUAGAAGGUAUAAUGUGCUUGUCCUCUAGAUGGAAGUGGUUGGAAUGAAUAAUGAAUUAUUUGAUUCAACGGAAUGUUCUAGUACUUCGAUCAAAUGAGCCCUCCUUAAAAAGGAUGUUAUGUGUUAAAUAUUGUAUCUGUGCCAUAAAAAAAAUUAAUGACUUUUUCGACUGGUUAUCGAUUAUAAUAUUAAAAAUUAAAAUAACUGCGCCAAAGACGCGAAGAUUGAGAUGUUUCUACAAUAUGUUAAAUGUAAAGUCUGUUAGCCUUAGAAACACUUUUAGAACUUAGAGUGAAACUCAUCAAAUUAAUCAUUCGACACAUUUAACUUUGAGUUUAACUUUUAAAUUGGAAUAUAACAAUAUGAUCAUUUUCAUUUUCAUUAGUUCGCCAUUCUUCAUACUACAAAUGUUGACCAAAGUUCGACUAUGGAAUCGGACCAUUUCAUGUUUAAGUGAUGAGUUUUUAUGAAAAAUUGUUCGGAUUUCCAGUUUAAUUAUAACUGAUAGCAAGAGCUUUUUAUUGUUAGUGUGUACUUGAAUAUGUGUUACUAAUAAGUUAUUUAAUCUCGUAAACAGAAUCGUGUUGUGGAUUCAGUUAGUGUUAAUAUGUUAUUUGUACCUAUGAAAUACUCGUCAGUAAAAACAAGAUGCUCAAGCGAAA
This is a messenger RNA of Belonocnema kinseyi, 2171 nucleotides long. RefSeq lists its product as uncharacterized. Bases 70 to 1506 code for a protein of 478 amino acids. The record is from RefSeq and is a predicted model, not a curated record. The transcript has 11 exons. NCBI's taxonomy places the organism in Eukaryota, Metazoa, Arthropoda, Insecta, Hymenoptera, Cynipidae.